Misgurnus anguillicaudatus (oriental weatherfish) is the source of this 6068-nucleotide messenger RNA. RefSeq names its product deltex 4, E3 ubiquitin ligase b (gene dtx4b). Gene Ontology annotation, biological process: Notch signaling pathway; protein ubiquitination. NCBI's taxonomy places the organism in Eukaryota, Metazoa, Chordata, Actinopteri, Cypriniformes, Cobitidae. Gene Ontology annotation, molecular function: zinc ion binding. The record is from RefSeq and is a predicted model, not a curated record.
UGGAUUUAUUAUAGUCUAUUCUAUUAAAAUGUAUAGGAUUAAAAUAAAAUAAAUAAAACUCCACAUUUCUGGAUAGCAUUGUUGAAUGUAAUCCAGCUUUUACAAAUAAUUACAAGUAUUAUUCAACAAGUUAGUAGAGUUAACUUGAAUUUCUUUGUGGGCAAUACACAGAUUUAAUCGUUUAACCGUCGCUAUUUGUUCACCAUCCAAACUACAUGAAAUAACAUGACCAAUCCAACAGGUUUUUGUCGCGGGGGGUGUUGCGUGUCACUUUUCAAUUCAGAGCGAUGCACGGCAAACCACGAGCGCUUCACGAGAACUCAUUGACUCGAAGCUUACAUGAUUUUGGAUAAAUCACACCUCGUUUCGCAAGUACGUUAGCCUUACUUAGACGAGAGUGGAAAAGUACAAGACAGAUAUGUAAACGCCGAUGCUUUUGAUAAUUAAGACCGUCUGAGAGUUUUACUCGUACGGAGUUCUUGGGAUUUCUUGUGCCCGGUCAUGGAAACGAUACGGAGAUUUCUGCCCUGAUGCUACGAUCUCUCCGGUAAUCUUUUCUCUAAAUAAAUGGACGCGAUGUUACUGGCCUCAGCUGUGGUCGUGUGGGAAUGGCUCAGCGAGCACGGGCGCUGGCAGCCGUACAGCCCGGCGGUGUCUCGUCACAUAGAGGAGGUGAUACGAAGCGAUCCCCGCGGCGGCAGCAUCGUCCUAGGCCAAGCUGAUAACCGCCUGUCGCCCUACAUCAUCGAUUUACAGUCCAUGCAUCAGUUCAGACAAGAUACAGGUACAAUAAGACCAGUGAGACGGAGUUUCUAUGACCCCACCACAGCACCGGGCCAGGGUUGGAUAUGGGAGUGGGAAAAUGACUCUGGUUCCUGGACAGUUUAUGACAUGGAGGUAAACAUUGCCUUGCAAGCAGCACAAGAUCAACAGAAACCCUGGUUGGACCUGACAACUUUGGGCUUUUGCUACCUCGUGGACUUUCAGACCAUGACCCAGUUUAACAAGCAAACGCAACGGAAACGGCGCAUCCAGAAACGCUCUGACAUGCCUUAUCCAUUCAUCUGUGGGACACUGCCCAAAUCUACACAGGCUUGGAGUACUGGCUCAAAAACCGAAAGGAUGCUAAGAGGAGUUACAUCAGGUGGGGGCUCUACUGGUGCACUUCUUGGGAUAGGCAUUUCUGGUUCUACCCUGAGUAGAAAAGGAAGUAUGGUUUACCCUAGCGGGACACUUUCAGUGUCAUCCCUCGCCCCUGUUGGACAAUCGUGUGCGUGCCAGCAGUGCAUGCUGGUGAUGAGUAUCAAGGCGAAUGCCACAGCAACACAAACACUAGGACGCAAACCCCAUGCAACAAAACCUAAACCCAGUUUUGGGACACUUCCAAAAAACUCGAAAUCUUUGUCCGUUUUAAACUCGUAUUCUCAUGCACUACCAGAUGGUUUGCCUUUAAGCUACUCACCUUCUGGAAAAACCAAGAAGUCUGGCGAUUUUUCCCAUUCGUUUUCCCAUCUUACUCCGGACACUGCCGCUCUCUCAAUGUCAUCCAGCUGCCAUUUGCCUCCACCAUUAGCCUCGACUCCUGCUUUGUCAUUUUCCAAUCAGCGAACUUCCUCCACACAAAACACUGCGUCUUCAGUAACAUUGGUGCCAACUGCCACACUCGUCAACGUGGCAAGUACCACAUCGUCCACAACUUCUUCAACGUUACCCCAACAACGCUCUGCUGCCUAUGCUGCCCCUAUACCAUCUCGUGCCAGUCUGGCAGGGCUUAGCCAGCCUGCUUUGCAGAAAAUUGCAAGGGCACAGUCACAGGCACUUAUUGCCUCUGGGGUGCCAACAGUACCAGUGAAGAACCUUAAUGACUCCGGUCCUGUUCAUCUGGCUCUAGCUGGUAUUACUGGCAUUCUGAUGAGUGCAGCUGGACUACCCGUCUGCUUGACUCGCUUACCUAAACAAGUUUUACAUCCCCCACCUGUCAAUAAGAGUGACAUCAAACCAGUUCCUGGCAUUGGAAACUAUUGCCGCAAGACCACCAAGAAACAAGCCCGCCAAGGUGGAACACCAGAGGAGGUGGUGAAAAGUUAUUUGCAGAAGGUCAGGAAUCCACCAGAAGAAGAUUGCACUAUAUGCAUGGAAGCUCUGGGAGGGCCUUCGGGUUACAAGGGCCCAGGUGUGACGAGUGCUUCACGUACAGAGUCAGUAGGAAGACUGACAAAAUGUGGGCAUCUGUAUCAUCAGCAGUGUCUGGUGGCCAUGUACACCAAUGGUAACAAAGAUGGCAGCAUGCAGUGUCCCACGUGCAAGACCAUUUAUGGAGUGAAAACGGGCAACCAGCCACCCGGUAAGAUGGAGUACCAUGUUAUCCCUCAUUCGCUGCCAGGACACCCAGACUGCAAAACCAUUCGAAUCAUCUACAACAUACCGCCCGGCAUACAGGGCCCUGGGCAUCCAAACCCAGGGAAGCCUUUCAAUUCAAGAGGAUUUCCUCGUCAUUGCUAUAUCCCAGAUAAUGAAAAAGGGCGCAAGGUGUUAAGCAUGUUGUUGGUGGCGUGGGAUCGAAGGCUGAUCUUCUCAGUGGGCUCCUCCAGCACCACAGGAGAAUCGGACACAGUCAUCUGGAAUGAUAUCCAUCACAAGACAGAAUUUGGCUCCAAUCUUACUGGACAUGGCUAUCCAGACCCCUGCUAUCUUGACAAUGUACUUGAGGAGUUAAAAGCCCAGGGCAUCACUGAAGAUGAGGUACAACAGCAGUGAGGAUGAGCAGGAGAGAAAAGACAGGAAACCCAAUAGGAGUUGGAAGGCUUGAGGGAUAGUAGAUGGGGCGCUAUUGAAUCAGUAUGAGAUAAUAUCUCAAUACUGUGCGCUUUUGGCAAGAAGUAGCAUACCAAUGGUAAUAAUAUUUGGUUAAUGGUAAAGAAGUGUUUGGUUAAAGAUGGAAUAAAGGAUGAGAGUAUAGAAAGGAAUCUGUGUGAGAAGGAAAAAUGGGAGGUGGAGGGGACUCGUGAGGUAGAAAAUAAAAGGGCCAAGAAAGUAUUUUGUCAAAAAAGCAGCAAAGGACAAGUUUUGUUUGCUUAAGCUAUUUUAAAGUAAGAAAUUAUGGAAGUUGUAAAAACAUUGCUAGCGUCAAUGUAGGCUGUUUCCUAGAACCAAGAUCUGUAAUAUGCAUACUGAAUGUUUUAUGAAUAUGCUACUGUGAUUAUACAACAUACCCAACAUCGUUCUAUGUAUCAAAGCUUAGAUUUUCUGAACUUCUAUUUUUAUAUGAUGAUUGUGGAUAAAAUUCAAAGUUCAGUCAAUCAGAGUAAUGCUUUUGAGGUUAUCUUGAUUUAAAGUCCCCCUGUGGUGAAAAUUUAAGACAAACCAUCUGCAAAUUCAUCAUUCAACACCAUUGCUAAGUAUUUUUCCAAAGACAGACAAAAAUGCAGGUUAAAACCGCCUCCUACCUCACAAACAUGUAACCAGUCACAUAAUUACAGGUGAACAAGUGGAUCAGUAGUUCGAGCCAUAUAUGUGUAAUAUAUGUAACCGUGCAUUGUAACCUGGUAACAUCAAUGCUAAACAGUAGUGCUGCAAACAUGCAGUUAACGUAUGCAUUGUGAAACAGGACUUAGCAGCUAUGUCUUUAACCUCUUGAAUAUAGAAUCUAUGUAGAUGUAUAUCUAUGGUUUGAGCUGGUGUGAUUGUGUAGAGGCGAGGACUGAUUUGCAUAUUCAUGUUUUCACCUAUACUAAGGGCCAGAUUUACUAAACAGGGCAAAUUAGCGUGAAAGCGCAAUUUAAAAAAAAGGCAGAUGGGGUGGGAUCUCUGCAGGUGAUUUUUUUCUGGCAAGGCACACGUGUAAGGGCACGGGCGCAAAAAUGGAAUUUCUAUAAUGACCAAUGCAGUCUACCAAGAGCAGCGCAAAUUAGCAUUGGGUCUUAGACAUGUUUUUUAAGUUGUUAAAUAAUGACGCAAAUACAAGGUAAAACAACCCUGGUGUACCUUGUUGUACUUGUUUGACAAAGUUAUCCAGUAAUUGGAAAAUAAUAAAAAAUAAAUCACAAAAAAUAAUGACGCAAAUACCAGUAAAAACGUAGUAAACCGGGUUGCGUGAUUAAUUUAAAUACUCUCCUCUCAUCAUUUUUGUGUCUUAAGCAGGGGUGGGCAUUCUUGAUUCUUGUGCUGGCAUAAGCUGGGAGUAAAUCUGGCCCUAAAUGAAGAAAGGGUGUAAAGUUACAUUUAAGCUAUUUUAAAGCAUGAAGAAAAUACUGUCACAGGAAAAACGUUUACAUAUGCUAUUAUGAUGCUCAAAGAUGAGUUUUAAGUCAUUUUUGCUAGUCUACACAAAGCAUGAGAUUAAUUGGUUUUCAGAUCUAUGAGUGCUUUAGGAGGAAGAAUAAGUAAAGUUCCGUUCAGACGACCAGCGACUUUGUCGCUGUGUGUCACUCGUCUCUUUCAAUGAGGUCGAGUAACGUCCACUGCACUAACUGACGUGUGACGGAUAAUGCUUCGCUCUCAUUGGUAGUUGCUCCCGAAAAUCAAUCAUUAUUUGCAUAAAGUUGAACUUUAUCAUGUCGCUGGACACCGCCCCCCAUCCGGUCGCAAACGGUCACUGUCGCUUAUGCUGCCUGUGCUGGUGCUAGUCACUGGUGGUCUGAACAGGGCAUAAUGCUCUAUAAAAUCUCAUGUUUCACGGUACAAAAAUGUUUAGGUGUUUUGGGCCAUAAAUCGCUUUAACACCUAAGGUACAGGUUAAGGUACAUUUUUUUUCAGUGAGUGUGUUGGUAAAUUAACUGUGCUUUCUUUGUACUGUCAUUUAUAAAAUGGUUCUACUACUUGACACAGAUAUCACAGACAUUGAUGAUAUCAUACACGUCUUAGUGAUGUCACAAAAAAAUCCUUAUGUUACUUUGUGAAUAAUAUACAGCAUUAUAUUGUUAGCUUUGUUAGGGACAAUUUAGUAAUAUUUUGUCAAAUAAAUUUGUUGCCAAUUUAGUAAAAAGGAAUUUGCAUACAAAACAGACAGAACUGCUUGUAACUGUGAACUGUUUGUUUUGGCCAGUUUCUGUGUUAGGUUAAUGACUCAUUUCUAGUCACCACCAUUAAGAACAUGCCGUUGUUUGGUGUGUGUGCCUGCGUACAAUUGAAUGCUUGCAUGUGUGCGAGUCCAUGCCGCACAGUACGUUUCCACUGAUGAGUGUUUCCAUUUCUAUGGAUGUCAAUAGUGGUAAGGACAGCAGCAUGGAGAAAAGUGUACUCGUACCCCGUAACUACAAUGCUUUGUGACCAGCAUUGUGAGGAUUUCUACCACUUUUGUGUAAAUGUACUGUUAUGCGUAUGCAUUCAAUUGUGCUUGAUUAAAUGCAAAGCCCGGGGUAUAGUCUGUUUUUAUGUGUAGGCGCGCAGUCGAACACACAGCCUUGCAAAGUAUAGUUUGACUCGUACGUGUAACACAGACGUUCAGCGAAAGCGACAAAAUGCAAUGCAUCUACAUACUACAUUGCCCUGUAGACGCAUAUGCAACUUUCGUGUACAAUGUACGCGGGGUUUGAAAAAUCCAGUGUUGCGUGUACAGUAGACGUGCACUCUUUUGAUAAAGAAAAGUGCGUCAUGUACCCCGGCAUACACGUAAAAAAUGGACUAUACUUUAGCCUUAAGAGUGUAUGCUAUGCAUACACACAUCAGCCAGAUUUAAGGUACAGUUUGUUACUGAGCUUCAUAUUUUUUUUUCAUACAUUUAUAUUUCUCUUUUGUAUUGUUUUCUAAUAUUUUUUUUACUAUACUUUGUUUUAGAAUUAUAUCAGAUUUAGAAUUUUUAUACUUAAAUGUAAACUGAUGCCUACAAUUCAUUGUUCUUAUGAAUUGUACAGAUUUUCUAAAAAUGCUUCAAGUUCCUUUUCAAACUGUAUAAUAUAAUUUGACAUAUAAUGUUUUGAGAAGCAUUGUUCAUUGAGAUGAUCAGAUAUAAAAUCUUAUCAGUCGUGUUGAGGAGUUAAUUCUGGCUAAAGAAAAUGUUUUAAUAUUGGAAAAUCAAAAUAACCUGUAUGCACUAAUGAAAAUAAGUAAAAAAUAAACAAUUGAAUUGA